AUGGUUGUGUGGGAUGCGAUGCACUCAUUGCACAGACGUUCACUGGCCUCGACGUACUGCUCUGCUACAAACAAGAGGAAUCCAUUUGAUGUUCUGUUGGGCAAAAUUGAAGUUGCGGAUGAAAGCCCAAUGUCAGCACAGGCCAGGAACUACGGUGUGCUGCCGGAGCAUGGAAUCCGCGAUGGGAAUGCAGAAGGUGUCACAUCAGAGUUGCCACUGCAAGUACUCACUAUUGAAAUCCUCUUUUCAGACUUCCAAAAUUGGCGUCAGGAGACGACCCAAUAG
Molecule: messenger RNA, 285 nt
Organism: Echinococcus granulosus
Lineage: Eukaryota; Metazoa; Platyhelminthes; Cestoda; Cyclophyllidea; Taeniidae
Exons: 2
Coding region: 1-285 (94 amino acids)
Source: RefSeq, a predicted model, not a curated record